AUGGACGUUGCACGCUGCAUCGUCGUUUCUGUUCCUGCGGCAAUGUCUGACGUCGACGCCAGCAGAUCAGCGAGGGAGGACGUCGUACGCUGUGUCACCGUUUCUGCUCCUACGCUAGUGUCUGACAUCGACACCAGCAGAUCAACGAGGGAGGACGUUGUGUGCCAGUAUCCCCGUUUCUGCUCCUGCGCUAGUGUUCGACGUCGACGCCACCAAAUCGACAAGGAAGGACGUCGUGUGCCGUAUCGCCGUUUCUGCUCCUACUUGUCACUCCCUCGCUGCUCACCAUUGCUCCUCGUCACUCGUUGCUCACCGUUGCUCCUCGUUGUUCCGUGGUUCAAUUGGAUUGUGUAUUGUGUUACAGUGAAAGUGCUACAAACAAUAUCAGAUAAAGUGAAGAACCUGAACUGGAAAGUAACACAAAAUUCAUGUAACGUUGAUGGAGGAUUUGGAAAACAAGAAGCCAAUUUAGGGUCUCAAGUCCUUAGGAAUAUCACAUGCAAUUGCUCUUUCAAUAGUAACACUCUUUGCCAUGUUACAAACAUUGUUCUCAAGGGUCUCAACAUUUCUGGAGCUAUACCUGAUGAAUUUGGAAAUCUAACUCAUCUGGUGGAACUUGAUUUAACUCGCAAUUAUUUCAAUGGCUCAAUUCCAAAGAGUCUUGCAAACAUCCCACUUGCUAAUCUGUCACUCUUGGGAAAUAAUCUUAGUGGUCCAAUUCCCGCUGAAAUUGGUGACAUUGCUACUUUGCUUGAACUGAACUUAGAAGAUAAUCAACUUGGAGGAUCCCUUCCACCUAGCCUUGGAAAUUUGAGCAAAUUGGAUCAAUUACUUCUCUCUGGAAAUAAUUUUACAGGGGCAAUCCCAGAAGAAUUUGGCAAACUAAAGAAUCUCACUGGGUUUAGGAUAGAUGGAAACAGUUUUUCUGGGAAGAUACCAAACUUUUUUGGGAACUGGACCAAAAUUACGAGAAUGGAUAUGCAGGGAACAUCCAUGGAAGGCCCAAUUCCUUCUGUUAUAUCUGAGUUAACAACUUUGCAAGAAUUGAGAAUAACUGAUUUGAAGGGACCACCUAUGACAUUUCCUAAUCUUACAGAGUUGAAGAGCUUGACCAGACUGGAAUUAAGAAAUUGCCCUCUCACUGGUCACAUUCCACCCUAUCUUGGUGAAUUGCAACGUUUAAAAACUCUAGACCUGAGCUUCAACAGGUUGAAUGGUUCUAUCCCAGAUUCACUUGGGAACUUGCAAGGACUAAAUUACCUGUUCCUGACUAACAAUUCUUUGACCGGAACGAUUCCUUCAUGGAUACUAGGCAGCGACCAGAACAUGGAUUUAUCUUACAACGAUUUUACAUCGCCUUCUCAACCUAGUUGCCAACUUCAGGAUGUGAACCUAGCUUCCAGCUUCUCUUCCUCAGCGAGCACUUCAACUACAUGCUUAAAGAGGGGCCUGCCAUGUUCAGGAAAAGCAAACACUUAUUCAAUAUUCAUAAACUGUGGAGGAUCUGAAAUUGAGGCUGAGGGCACAAAAUAUGAAGCCGACGUCAGCAGAAGCGGCACUUCAAACUAUCAUAGUAGUAGCAGCAAGUGGGCUUACAGCAGCACAGGAGCAUAUCUAGGAGAUACGGAUGCUCCACAUGUGGCAACAAAUGAUUUCAAUUUGAAUAUUAGUGGACCUGGAUACUACCAAACUGCCCGCAUUGCCCCUUUGUCUCUUAAUUACUAUGGCCUCUGUAUGAAGAAUGGAAAUUAUAAAGUGAAACUUCAUUUUGCUGAGAUAAUGUUUUCUAAUGACCAAACAUUUAGCAGCCUUGGAAGGCGUAUAUUCGAUGUUUCAGUCCAAGGUGUUAAAUAUUUGAAAGAUUUUAACAUUGCUGAAAAAGCUGGUGGAGCUGGUAAACCAAUUACUGAGGAGUUUGAUGUAGAUGUUAAUGAUAAUACCUUGGAGAUACACUUGUCCUGGGCAGGGAAAGGAACUAAUGCCAUUCCUGUGAGAGGUGUAUAUGGACCUCUUAUAUCUGCCAUAACUGUUACUCCAAACUUCAAAAUUCCUUCGAAUGGACUGUCUACUGGAGCAAUUGUCGGAAUUGUGAUUGGAUCGUGCGCAUUCGUCAUACUGAUACUAUUUGUCCUUUGGAAGAUGGGUUUCCUAUGUGGGAAAGAUCAAACAGACAAAGAACUUCUAGAGCUGAAAACAGGCUAUUUCAGUUUAAGGCAAAUUAAAGCUGCUACUAAUAACUUUGACCCAGCAAACAAGAUAGGUGAAGGAGGAUUCGGACCAGUAUACAAGGGCGUACAGCCAGAUGGUACUGUAAUUGCAGUUAAGCAACUCUCGGCCAAAUCAAAGCAAGGGAACCGCGAAUUCGUCAAUGAAAUAGGCAUGAUAUCUGCUUUGCAGCAUCCAAAUCUUGUGAAGCUUUAUGGUUGUUGCAUUGAAGGACACCAAUUGCUGCUAGUAUAUGAAUACAUGGAGAACAAUAGUCUUGCUCGUGCCCUUUUCGGUAAACAAGAACAGAGGAUGCAUUUGGAUUGGCCUACAAGAAUGAGGAUCUGUGUUGGUAUAGCAAGGGGUUUAGCUUAUCUACAUGAGGAAUCAAUAUUAAAAAUAGUCCAUAGGGAUAUUAAGGCAACCAAUGUCUUACUUGAUAAGAGUCUGAAUGCUAAAAUCUCUGACUUUGGUUUAGCCAAGCUUGAUGAAGAAGAGAAUACCCAUAUCAGCACAAGAAUAGCUGGAACAAUUGGUUACAUGGCCCCAGAGUAUGCUAUGCGGGGUUACUUGACUGACAAGGCAGAUGUCUAUAGCUUUGGCAUUGUGGCGUUGGAGAUUGUUAGUGGGAAGAGCAACACAAACUACAGACCAAAAGAGGAGUUUGUUUAUCUUCUGGAUUGGGCCUAUGUUCUCCAAGAGCAAGGAAACCUUCUGGAGUUGGUUGAUCCAAGUCUCGGUUCAAGCUACUCCCCUGAAGAAGCCAUGAGAAUGCUGCAGUUGGCACUCUUAUGCACCAACCCAUCUCCUACUCUUAGACCACCCAUGUCAUCUAUUAUAAGUAUGCUUGAAGGGAAGACUCCGAUCCAAGCACCAAUAAUCAAGCGCAACGAGGGUGCACAAGACGCAAGAUUCAAGGCCUUUGAGAUGCUGUCACACGACAGCGAAACAAAUAUUUCUUCUGCAUUCUCACAAUAUAGCCAAGAGCAGAGGAGCAGAUCCAUGAAUGGACCAUGGGUUGACUCCUCCGUCUCUCUUACUAGUGGAGAAGAUUAUUAUUCCUCAACCAAUAACCUUAUAAACAGUUCGCGCAAUGUGUGAUUCUGUUUGGACCUUGAAAUUUGGGAGGCCAACUCACAUUAAAUUCAUAUUCUUUUUGUAAAUCAUGUAAGCACUAAGCAGCAAUAGAUUAAGAGUGAUUGCAUAGAA
Molecule: messenger RNA, 3414 nt
Organism: Arachis duranensis
Lineage: Eukaryota; Viridiplantae; Streptophyta; Magnoliopsida; Fabales; Fabaceae
Product: probable LRR receptor-like serine/threonine-protein kinase At1g53430
Exons: 24
Coding region: 1-3306 (1101 amino acids)
Biological process (GO): protein phosphorylation
Molecular function (GO): protein kinase activity; ATP binding; protein binding
Source: RefSeq, a predicted model, not a curated record